AUGUCAGUUGUUGUUGCAUGUGGGUCAUAUGCUGGUGAAGUCUUUUCUUUCGAAUAUAAUUAUGUAACUGAUGACACUUGCCAGACUUCUAUGCUGAAGCCAAUUUUUAUUGAUACUGAUGCUCAUAAAAAUUCUGUUACCGCGCUUGCCAUCGAGGGUGACUUCGUUGUUUCGGGAUCCGACGAUGAAAUUAUUCAGGUAUUCUCGGUUUCCCGUAAGCUUCGAUGUGGAAGCCUUGAAAUGCACACAGGAACCAUCAGAGCACUUCGCUUUGCAUCUACUGCUGGUCAUUUGAACUCGCCUCACCAUUUGAUAAGUAUUGCAGAUGAUGCAUGCGUGGCAAUUUGGCGUUAUCAUCAAUCUUUUGACAUAAAACUCGAAGAUGCACCUCCUUCGAAAAAACAAAAGUUGUCCAAUAAAAGCAGCGUCUCAGCGAAUGAUUCUCGCUGGGAGUGUAUCCGUCAAAUGCGCAGGCACAAAGCAGCCAUUAUUCAACUGGCUUUGCAUCCCACCAAACGGGCAGCUAUUUCGAUUAGUAAGGAUAAGACACUUCGUAUUUGGAAUUUGGCACGAGGUAGACAAGCCUAUGCUGUUCGUCUUAAGACUCUUCGAGCUGAAGGACUUAUUGAUUUGGAUUUUUCACCUAGUGGGGAAUAUCUUUUGUUUAUUUGGCCCAACAGAUUUAGUAUAAUUAAUAUCUUACCUUCACCCACUAAUUUGAAUGAUCAUACGUCAGAGUUACCUCCUAAAUCAUGCAAAUUUUCGCAUAAGGCUGUUGGAAGUGUAAAUUUACUUCGCCCUAUCACUGCUUCUCCAGUAUUUUUUGCUGAGGAUGAUUCCGCUUGUUUCAUUUAUAUUCUUGUUGGCGUUGGCUCUUUUUUGAAGGCAUAUAGGUUUCCAAACUACAAAGACCCUCUCUCGGCAUCCAAAAUGUCAGAUUCUGUUGAGCUACUAGGUGAAGCAAAAUUGCCUUGCAACCGAAUCAAGUUUCUACGCAUUUUACCCUGGCCUCAUGGGACAUCACUCCUACGUCUGGUAGUUAUUUUAUCCGCCGAUUCGGAUGCAAGUUAUGUGCGUGGUCAUCUCAUUGAUUUAGGCAAAUCGGAUUGGUUUUCUUUUAUGACUCCAGUUUUCAUGUAUGAUCUAAAGAGUGUCCGGGUUACGACUCUUGCUUCUGAAUGGUUUGUUCUCCCAGAAACUCUCUGCCCUAUAAAGCUUCCUUGUGAUGCUUACUGCGCUCAAACGAUGGUGUUAUGUAAGACGACUAAACGGACCGAAAAUGUGCUUGAAAUUAAUAAAAUUGAAUGUGAUUCUGAAGAAAACCCAGAUGAAUGUUCUGAAGUAUCUAGUUACGCUUAA
This is a messenger RNA of Protopolystoma xenopodis, 1359 nucleotides long. NCBI's taxonomy places the organism in Eukaryota, Metazoa, Platyhelminthes, Monogenea, Polystomatidea, Polystomatidae. The record is from the annotation of a GenBank genome assembly.